This is a messenger RNA of Castor canadensis (American beaver), 2562 nucleotides long. The record is from RefSeq and is a predicted model, not a curated record. NCBI's taxonomy places the organism in Eukaryota, Metazoa, Chordata, Mammalia, Rodentia, Castoridae.
CCAACUUUUUCUCCCAGCUUACUUCGAACUUCAGUUCUCCCAAGUAACUAGGAUUAUAGGCCUGAACCACCAUACCUUGCAAACACAGAAUUACUCUUAAAAGUAUCAUUCUGUUACAUAAAAUGGGUUUGAAAGAGGGUUAGAAGCAGGGCAAACAAGUCUAUUUGUAAGUGUUCAUGUCUCAAACAAGAUCAAGCAGAAGUAGAAAAAAAUGAAUUUGAAAGAUUUAGGAGAUAGAAUCAGUAGUCCUUGUAACCAAAUGGCUUAGAGGAAUAUUGCAGAAGAAUGAGGCUAAAAUUAUGAUUGCUGUGUGUUUGACUUGACAAACUGAAUGGAAAUCAGCCAUAAACAAAGACAAAUAAGAAGGGAGAAAAAAUCUGGACCUCUGAUAAUUUAUCUUUUGGUUGAUGCUUGUUUAAUAAUUAUUGUUAAUCUGAGAAUUCUUGGCCUACUCAGUUUUAGGUUGUUAGCUCUGUCUGUACCUUUAGGAUUUAUUUGGGGAAAACUAAGAGCAAAAAUUCAAACUCUUGGUGAGACACAAUUCUUGGGUUUGGGAGGGUUUAAUAUCUGCAAACGCUUUUUGUGUAUGUAAUAUAUAGGUACUGUGAAACUUUUUACUUAUUUUAUAGGUUAGCGAAGCAGGUGUUCAUAGGCCCCAUGUUGGUGGAAUUCAUGGUCGCAGUAAUGACGGGGCAUAUUCCCUUGUCCUGGCUGGUGGAUUUGCAGAUGAAGUAGAUCGUGGUGAUGAAUUCACAUACACGGGAAGUGGUGGUAAAAAUCUCGCUGGUAAUAAAAGAAUUGGUGCGCCAUCAGCUGAUCAAACACUUACAAACAUGAACAGUUGUUUUCUAUUAUACGUGGCACAGAUGUUAUUACUUUCAGAAGAACCCUACAGGCUAUCUGAGAACCAAUCCCCUGGCUUGGGGGUAACAUCAGAAAACUGAUUUGUCUUCUCUGCUGGUGGGGGAAAGCAUAAUCCUAUUAUCUGGAAUAAUGUGGAAAGAAUCAUAGAAUCUUAACCAUCAGGUAAGGCAUAAUUCACCUUUUAAUUGAGCCAAUGACUCGAUUAUAUACUUGCAGAAAGAUUACUUGGUAUAAAGACUUUAUUUUAUUUUUUUAGGGCAUUGGCUCUAAACUGUGAUGCUCCAUUGGAUGAUAAAAUUGGAGCAGAGUCUCGGAAUUGGAGAGCUGGUGGUGAAAUACUGGCCAGAGAUUUCAUCUAGCCAUGGGUUCUUGGUUUGGCGCUAUCUUUUAAGAAGAGAUGAUGUUGAACCUGCUCCUUGGACCUCAGAAGGAAUAGAGCGAUCCAGGAGAUUAUGUCUACGUUUACAGUAUCCAGCAGGUUACCCUUCAGAUAAGGAAGGGAAAAAGACUAAGGGACAGUCAAAGAAGCAGACCAGUGAAGCCACAAAAAGGCCAACUUCAGAUGAUGAGUGUCCAAGUGCCUCUAAAGCAUUGAAAGCAUCCGAUCCAGCAGAAGCAGUUGAGGCUUUCCAACUCACCCCUCAACAGCAGCACCUAAUCAGGGAAGACUGUCAGAACCAGAAGCUGUGGGAUGAAGUGCUUGCAUCUCUUGUGGAAGGACCAGUAUGUAAAGAGUUUCUUAAAUAAUAAUGUUCUAAUAACAAAUGAUGAAAUCAAGUAUGAGUUACGCAUUCAGUUAAAACAUGAUCCUAUCUAGUUUUCUCAUCCAGUGCCACCACCAUUCAGAAAUAAUUUGAGGCAAUAAUUUUAAAUGCUCGUGAAUUUAUUCUAAACCUCUUAGAUGUUGAUUUUUUACUUCUUUAUGCCUGAACUUUAUAAUUUACAUUGAGGUGCUAUUCCUGGGAAGAAUUUCACUUGUGAAACAUAGCUUAAUCUAAAACUCACCAAGAAAGGGCUUACUAUACUUCAAAGUUAUAUAAUAGGGCAUAAGUCUUAAGCAUUGUCAAGUUGGAAGUAAAAAUAAAUCAGUAUUAAUUUAUUUAAAUAUUUUAAUUUUUUUUCUAUUUUGGCAAUCAUAAACUUUUAAGGUAAAAAGGAAUUGGAAGGUUAAUGUGUUAAAGCCAUGUUCUGCAAAUGAAGCUUAAAAUUCCCCACAAAGUUGGAGGCUUCAAAUGUGAAUUAUCGGUUUGUCUGUGCUCCCUUGCUUUUAUUGUAUCUUUAAUUUUGCUUAUAAAUUUGAAUCUUUUUUUUUGCAAUGACCUCUUGUUGUUUAUAAUAAAGUUUUCUUUAUUGUGAUGUACAGCUGUUGUGAGUGGAUUAGUUAAAAGUCCAUCUUGUCAUCUCUUAAUAAUUUCUUCUUUCCAUUGUUCCUUUAUUUCUCUCAUUACAAUGACUAGACCUUCUCAUAUGUCUGAAAUGAGGUUAUUGACUAUCUCUACGCUGUCUAUACAGACUAAAAACAAACUCUUAGGCGUUUUUUUAUCACCUUAGAUAGUUAUCAUUAUUGUGUAAAGGAAGAAUCUUUCUAGUAAAUUUUUAUACUUUUAGAAGCUGAAGUUUAGUGCAAGUUAUUAAAUCCUUUUUUGAUUUAAAUUGGAAGCAUCACAAAAAUUAAAUCAAGGGAAAGAAAACAGGUGA